AUGCAUCUCUCUCGAGAAUUACUUGGAAAUGAAUUCUCGACCCAUAGAUUAAUUCCAUUGAGAAAUGCCAUGAAGAACCCUAGGAUUAGCUUUAUAGAUGACAAAUUCUGUCAAAUCACGUAUGAAGAUUCCGCAAGAAAUGUCUAUCGUACCGUUAUGGUAGCAUUCACUUCUGAAAGUGAUUACACCAUUUCAACUGCUGUGGAAGGAAUUCAUUUUGCUAUUGGACCAUUGUCUCCCUCUUCGUGGAAUGUUAUGACUCCAAAUAAUUGCUUGUUUGUGCAUUCCUCUUUUGCAGAGUCCUAA
Naegleria lovaniensis is the source of this 306-nucleotide messenger RNA. RefSeq lists its product as uncharacterized. The record is from RefSeq and is a predicted model, not a curated record. Bases 1 to 306 code for a protein of 101 amino acids. Lineage: Eukaryota; Heterolobosea; Eutetramitea; Acrasida; Naegleriidae. The transcript has a single exon.